Molecule: messenger RNA, 3693 nt
Organism: Neoarius graeffei (lesser salmon catfish)
Lineage: Eukaryota; Metazoa; Chordata; Actinopteri; Siluriformes; Ariidae
Gene: aldh1l1
Product: aldehyde dehydrogenase 1 family, member L1
Exons: 20
Coding region: 98-2311 (737 amino acids)
Biological process (GO): 10-formyltetrahydrofolate catabolic process; one-carbon metabolic process; biosynthetic process
Cellular component (GO): cytoplasm
Molecular function (GO): formyltetrahydrofolate dehydrogenase activity; aldehyde dehydrogenase (NAD+) activity
Source: RefSeq, a predicted model, not a curated record
CCAGCCGCAGAAAUACAUUUCAACCACUCCCAUUGGACCGCUGUCUCACACACGAGGAGGGUCUUCAAGACGUGCAAAGGUUCACUUUGGGUUCAGGAUGAAGAUUGCUGUGAUUGGCCAGAGCCUUUUUGGACAGGAAGUGUAUAAAGAGCUGAGGAAGGAGGGCCACACUAUUGUUGGGGUGUUUACCAUACCUGACAAAGAUGGAAAGGCUGACCCACUGGGUGCUGAAGCAGAGAAAGAUGGCGUGGCGGUGUUCAAGUUUCCACGCUGGCGGGUAAAGGGCAAAGCCAUUGAUGAGGUGGUGGCACAGUAUAAGGCUGUGGGAGCUGAACUCAACGUUCUGCCCUUCUGUUCUCAAUUCAUUCCGAUGGAGGUGAUAGACCACCCACAGCAUGGCUCCAUCAUCUACCACCCCUCACUGCUACCCCGCCACAGAGGAGCCUCCGCCAUUAACUGGACUCUUAUCCAUGGCGACAAAAAAGGUGGGUUUACAGUGUUUUGGGCUGAUGACGGACUGGACACCGGGCCAAUUCUAUUGCAGAAAGAGUGUGAUGUAGAUCCUGAUGACACUGUGAAUACCAUCUAUAAGCGCUUCUUGUUUCCAGAGGGAAUCAAAGGAAUGGUGGAGGCAGUGCAGUUAAUUGCAAGUGGUAAAGCUCCUAAAAUUAACCAGCCUGAAGAAGGAGCCACAUAUGAGUGCAUUCAGAAAAAGGACAAUGCAAAGAUUGAUUGGAAUCAGCCUGCAAAAGCCAUUCAUAACUGGAUCAGAGGAAAUGAUAAAGUUCCUGGAGCCUGGGCAGAGAUUGAUGGAAAGAACGUGACCUUCUAUGGUUCAACAUUAGUGGAUAAUGGUUCAACAGCUAAAGGGCAACUGUUGGAGAUCCCUGGAGCGAGUCAGCCAGGUCUGGUCAGCAAGAACGGCCUGAUUCUGUUUGGCAACGAUGGCAAGGCGCUGCUGGUGAAGAACCUUCAGUUUGAUGAUGGGAAGAUGAUUGCAGCUGCUCAGUAUUUCAAGGCUGCAUCCAGCACUGCAGUGGAGCUCACGGAGGAGGAGAAGAGCUUUGCUGAGCAGAUGAGGGUGGUCUGGAAGAGCAUCUUGACUAAUGUUGAGACCAUUGAUGACUCCACUGACUUCUUUAAGUCUGGUGCUGCCUCUAUGGAUGUUGUCAGACUGGUAGAAGAGGUGAAGUUGAGGGCGAGUCAGCUGCAGCUGCAAAAUGAGGAUGUUUACAUGGCCACAACCUUUCAGGAGUUCAUCCAGAUGUGUGUGAGGAAGCUGAGAGGAGAGGAUGCUGAGGAAGAACUAGUUGUAGAUUAUGUGGAGAUGAAUAUCAACAACAUGACUAUCCGAAUGCCUCACCAACUCUUUAUAAAUGGAGAGUUUGUGGAUGCCGAAGGAGGAAAAACCUAUAAGGCCAUUAAUCCUACAACUGCACAGCCAAUCUGCGAUGUGUCACUAGCUCAGAUCUCAGAUGUGGAGAAAGCUGUGGCAGCCGCUAAAGAGGCAUUUGAGAAUGGCGAGUGGGGCAAAAUGAACCCCAGAGACAGGGGAAGACUCAUCUACAAAUUGGCAGAUCUGAUGGAACAGCAUCAGGAGGAGUUGGCCACAAUCGAGGCCAUAGACUCAGGAGCUGUUUAUACACUGGCCCUCAAAACCCAUGUUGGAAUGUCCAUUCAGACAUUCAGAUACUUUGCAGGCUGGUGUGACAAGAUCCAGGGCUGCACUAUUCCAAUCAAUCAAGCUCGGCCCAAUCGCAACCUCACCUUUACGAAGAAAGAGCCAAUUGGUGUGUGUGGUAUUGUGAUUCCUUGGAAUUAUCCUCUGAUGAUGCUAGCCUGGAAAACUGCAGCCUGUCUGGCAGCUGGAAACACUGUGGUACUGAAACCUGCACAGGUGACCCCACUGACUGCUGUGAAGUUUGCAGAAUUGACUGCAAGGGCAGGGUUCCCUAAAGGAGUUAUCAACAUCCUGCCUGGAUCAGGUGCUCUGGUUGGUCAACGUUUGUCAGACCACCCUGAUGUGCGCAAACUGGGCUUCACUGGUUCCACUGAGAUUGGCAAACAGAUCAUGAAGAGCUGUGCGAUCAGUAAUGUGAAGAAGGUCUCUCUGGAGCUGGGUGGUAAAUCCCCUCUGAUUAUAUUCAGUGACUGUGAACUGGACAAAGCAGUCAGAAUGGGGAUGAGUUCAGUGUUCUUCAAUAAGGGGGAGAACUGCAUUGCUGCAGGACGACUGUUUGUAGAAGAAUCCCUGCAUGACACGUUUGUCCAAAGAGUGGGUCGCAGGCAAGCUGGAGCCCAUCCCAGCUGACUAUGGGCAAGAGGCAGGGUACACCCUGGACAAGUCACCAAAUCAUCACAGGGCUGACACAUGGAGAUAUGCCACACCUACGAUCAAUUUUAGAGCCACCAAUUAACCUAACCACAUGUCUUUGGACUGUGGGGGGAAACCGGAACACCCAGAGGAAACCCAUGCAGACACAGGGAGAACAUACAAACUCCGUACAGAAAGGCCUUUGUCAGCUGCUGGGCUCAAACCCAGAACCUUCUUGCUGUGAGGCGACAGUGCUAACCACUACACCACCAUGCCACCCUCGGUUCAUUCAUGUGUUGCAAAUCCCCAAUGUCAAUUAUGUCGCAGGGCUAGGUGGGGGGGGUGUAAAAAUGCCGCUGGUACGCUUUAGCUAGGUGUUAAGUUUAGUGGUAUAAGCAGUCAGUUCUUCUUUUUAUUGAUCCUUUGAUCACCAUUCUCAAUAAUUGUUAGUGAUCAACACCUAACAAGACUUGCUUAAGCCUUUGUUUUAUGGUGUUCACAUGUAUUGUUAACUUGACUGCAGACUUGAUUACUUAUUGUUUGUCUCUGGUGGGAAGAGGAAUGCAUGGCUCAGUGUGUCCUAUAACCAGGUGAAUGUAAUUGCAGGAAGAGUGUUUGUUUACAAACAGGCAGGUAAACAGUUCAGGAAUGUAAGACAAAGGCAGGGUCAUGAAAUGGGCAAUGGUCAUAUAAGGCACAAACAGAAUGGAGGAGGCAAAGACGGAAAGGCAGAGUCCAAAUACACAAAGUCAAAACCAGAAAGGCAAUACACUGAUACAAGGCUUGGUAACAUGAGACACUAGGUAUAGUACAUAUACUUCACCAAGUCUGGGUGUUUAGAGAGUCCUUAUAAGUGCACACUGUGAUUGCGCUCAAAUCCGGAACAGGUGCAUAGUACUGUAAUUAGUCCUAAUGGCGCUUGGAGCACGGACGUGUGUGUGUGUGUUUUGCUGGGUUUUUGUUUGUUUGUUUUUGGUUUUUAAAUUGACCACAUAGUUCAUAGUUUUGAUGUUUUCAGUAUCAUUCCACAAUGUAGAAAAUAGUCAAAAUACAGAAAAACCUAUGAAUUACAAGGUGUGUCCAAUCUGUACUGUGUAUGUGUGCAUAAUAUUAUUUCAUACACCAUGUAUACUUUCGUCUAAGUGUCCAGAGUGUUCGCUAAGGUAGGCUCAUGGUUUAUCACGUAUUGACUUGGUACAAACUCUGUUUACCCCAAAAGUGAAAAGAGAGAAAACUCCCUUUUAAACAUUUCAUUCAGGAGCAACACAAAACAUUUUAGCACCCAGUAUUGGAUUACAAACUGAAUGGAUUAGGUAUCUCAUCUCAUCUCAUCUCAUUAUCUCUAGCCGCUUUAUCCUUCUACAGGGUCGCAGGCAAGC